Molecule: messenger RNA, 2136 nt
Organism: Armigeres subalbatus
Lineage: Eukaryota; Metazoa; Arthropoda; Insecta; Diptera; Culicidae
Exons: 7
Coding region: 1-1611 (536 amino acids)
Source: RefSeq, a predicted model, not a curated record
AUGAGUGAUCUUUUAAAAAUAGAAACAGUGAAUAUACUGAUGGGCGAUACCGUGAAAACUUCUGAAUCGCUCACAGAGGAAAACCAUGACCCGAAAUUGCAGGAACUAAUUACAAAAUGGAAUUUGAGCCCAUCAAUCUACGCCAUUCUCAUCCAACAUGGAUUCUCAGUUGAGUACCUGAAAGGAAUGGACGAUAGGUCGUUGGACGACGUUUUUUCAGUGGCCAAAUGGACCGGGCAUAAGUGUGCCCUUCGACAAAAGUUGGUUUUGUGGCAAGACAGCGUUUUAUACCAAACAGCAAGCACAUCAAGCGCACAACAAAAUUCGCCGGAGGUAAACACAGUGGAAGUCCCAAGAACAUUGCUAUCACAAUCAAACCAACUGAAACAUCGUCUAUUGCCGACUACAGUAACAACGGAAUUGUUCAAUGACAUUCUCAGUCGCAAUGAGAAAGGUAAAAUUGUUGUAAAACAUUUCCAUAAUCACCAGUGCCUCGAUGCUACCCAUAGAAAAUAUUUGGCUCACACGAUUGUCGAUUAUUACAUCGCCAACGAGCUGUAUUUUCCGUUACCUGACAUGGCCAAAUUUGCUCAACUUAUAGCUGCGCGUUUUACAACAGAGCUAGCGGUGAUCUACUAUAAUCCCCGGGACGCCAAAGCUGAUAAAAAACACCCAUCCGGAUUAAUCUACGAUCGCUUUCACAAUCGGAAUAAGAAAAGAUUGCUUAAGGUUCCUAAGGAAACGGAAAGCAAUUUUCAAGAAGCAAAGUAUGCUGCACUGCAUCUUUCUGAAGACGACAUCACAAAGCAAACAGUACUGAAGAACUGGCUUCGCAAUAACUUCGCUCCGGCUGAGGACGUUCAGAUUAAGUGGAAACAAUCAGUGUCAUUGCGUUUGCGUUCAAUUAUCAAUGAAGCUGAUAUUGAAAAGGCAGAUGUACUAUCUGAAUGGCCUAGAAUCCUCGAUGAAACUGGAUAUCUGUUGAUCGAUUCAGACUUUGAUUUUCUCUUCGGGAAUUCUGAGAAACUGUUCAACGAAUGGAAUGCAUUCUCCGGUAAUUUCUUGAACUACAUCCGAAGCAUCGAGAUAAAAGACGACCACUCACGACAGCUUCUCGACUCUCUAGCAGAUUUCCAUUAUCAAGAUAGUCGUGAUUUGGUCGUAUGCUACGUAUUUCAAGCUGUUGUCAAACCAACACGAAGCAGUGGUAGAAAGCUUCCAACAAUACUACAGGCACAAUUUGACGUCUGUUGUCUAUUGCAAACCUACGACGAGUAUAUUGAAGAUCUCCGUGCGCUGCGACAGGAAUGCGAAACAGCAAAAGUUCAAAUGACUCCACGCAUUUAUGCUAUAGGCAGCAUUGAACACAUUGAAGCAUUCUAUGUCGUAACCGGAAAGUUUGAGUAUAAAUUGCCGUCUCUUUUGCGUAGCUUGGAUGUCAUCAUCAAGCUGAAGCACGUGCUUGACUAUCGUUUUCCAGAUAGUUGCGAAGCUUUCUGGGGCUUCGUAACCCGGUUCUUCUACGGAAUCGAAUAUAGAAGGAAGUCCAAGAAUAAUCAGCUGCUUCAAUUAAUCGCAUAUUUAGAAUCUCUCCACGGAGGAGAUAAGUAAUGGACUGUUACCUCUGCCACAACUUCUUUCCCAACGUCGAUAAUUUACUGCAACAUAUUCAAGUGGAACAUGGAGUUCCCAGCAUUGCGAAUUUUAAGUGCACUGCAUGUAAACCUACAACGAUUUUCAAAGAUGUGCAUCGCUUCAAACGCCACAUAACAUCUCGUCAUUUUUCGCCGUUUCAAACAAGCAGCGCUUGUGUACAAAAACAUCCUGAAGAUGGAGUUGAUAUUAUCGCGACUCAUCAACCUGAAAGUUGCGACGUAACAGAAGUACUAUCGAGUAAAGCGAUUGAAGAUGAUCACGCUACGAGAGAUAAUACAGUAGAUGAUAAUGAUAACGAUAGGCCAUUAAAAUGCAAAGAAGAAGAAAUAUUAGAAAUAAGAAGUAGGUUAAGAGAGUUCUUUUUAAGUUUUACAAUAAGUUUACUUAGCAAAAAAAAUCUUACUAGAAAAGAUGCCAUCGAACUGCAACAUAACAUUACCGAAGACAUUGUUGUACCAAUACUAGAUGCCAUUAGCAAAA